Epinephelus fuscoguttatus (brown-marbled grouper) is the source of this 5158-nucleotide messenger RNA. It is a transcript of the gene ctbp2a, whose product is annotated as C-terminal binding protein 2a. The record is from RefSeq and is a predicted model, not a curated record. The transcript has 9 exons. Bases 1 to 3585 code for a protein of 1194 amino acids. NCBI's taxonomy places the organism in Eukaryota, Metazoa, Chordata, Actinopteri, Perciformes, Serranidae. Gene Ontology annotation, molecular function: transcription corepressor activity; oxidoreductase activity, acting on the CH-OH group of donors, NAD or NADP as acceptor; NAD binding.
AUGCUUGUCCCUAACAAACAGUUGAGUCUUGGUCGCUCCCACAGUUGGGACACACUAGGGGGGAAUGAGGGUCAGUGGGACAGGGCUGAGAGUGUGUACGAGCAGCAGGCAAGAGUAGCCGGCCGGCGGAGCUCUCUGUCAUACGCAGAGGGAGGAGGCUGGUACGAGCCUCCACCAGGAGUGCGUCCUCCUGACCUGGAUUUGAAACGCGACCCGUAUUCCUACCAAGAGUCUCUGUACGGGCAGGUUUACGCAGAGCGGCAGGACCCACGGGGGCUUAGGAAGGGCUCUGUGCCGGAUCUGAACCACUACGAACGAGCGCCCAUGGCUCACCGAGGAUCCAUCUCACAUCAGGAUUACUAUUCCCAUGACCCGGCCAUGACUCCGCGGCCACCUGAGGGCUUUUACCGGCCAGAACACCAGCCUCCGCCGCACCACCCUCAUCCACUGAGUAGGUCAGGCUCUCAUUUCGGAAUUGCACCUGGGGCUCGUGCUGUGUGGGAUCAAGGUCAGGGAGGGAGAGCAGGACCUCAAGCACCUUCAUCGCCUCUACCUCCUCCUCCCCCUCCUCCAACCGCUCACGAGUUGAGUCGGGCUUAUAGGGAACCUGGUGCUGUAACUGCUGCCAAAAUGACACCAGAUGGCCAACAGCGCAUACCCUCCAGAGAGCCAUCUCCUGCUCACUAUAGUAUGGAGCAUGCAUCUCCUCGGUACGCCAGCGAGCCUCCACCUCUGACCGGUCAGUCAGUCUAUAGUGAUAUUAAUAGCCGCCCACUGGAUGGGCAGCAGGCUGCUACCUGUCUCGUAGUAGAUCCUGCCAGUCAAGCUAUGAUGAUGAGGCAAGAAACGGCUUCACCCUACACCAUCCAACAACAGCAGCAGUUACAACAGCAGCAACAAAUACAGCAGCAACAACAAAUACAGCAGCAACAAUUACAACAGCAACAAAUACAACAGCAGCAGCUACAGCAACAGCAACUUCAGCAACAACAAAUACAGCAGCAACAACUUCAACAGCAGCAGUUACAACAGCAACAACUUCAGCAACAGCAGUUGCAGCAACAGCAACUUCAGCAGGAACAGUUGCAGCUGCAACAGCAACAGCCUCUGCCACCUCCACCUACCAUGCCUGUCUCUGACCCCAGCCUUUCUAUGACGGCUCCACUUCCUCCUCCACCUGCCCCUGUGCAGCCUGCCCCAGUCGCUCAAGCUGCACCCGCCCUUGUGCAGGCUGCCCAAACUUCAGUCCCUCCUCCUGCAGUCACUCCACUUCCUACUCCUCUUCCCCCCACUGCUCCACAGACGCCUUUGCCUGUGGACCCCAAGAGGACAGUUGAUCCUGAGUUUCUUGCCCUGCUGCGAAAUGAGGGCCUCUCAGAGAGCACCAUCUCCUCACUUACCCAUCAGGGAUUUGACUCCACCAGCAUGCUGGCUGUUAUGGAGGAGAAUGAUGUCCGCACCGUUGCUCCCAACCUUGGCCAGGCCCGUGUGCUGUCUCGCUUGGUUCACAACUGCAAGCGGCCUGUUGAGGCUACGCCAGCACCCUCCCAACCUCAGACACCCAUGCGAGGCCGCUCCAAUAGCUUCAGCCAUCGCUCAGACAUCUACCACCAGCAGCCGCACCACCAUCCAGCGCACCCUCCUCAAGCUUUGAGCGUUGAAGCCCAAAUUAUACACCCGCAGACCCCUGGGGCCAUGCAGACCAUCUCCCCAAGGAUGGGAGAAGUAAUGGGUAGGAGACCCAACAGUGCCCCCUCUCAGCACCUCCUGGAAGCCUCUGGAGGCUACCCAGGCCAACCACCUCGCUCCCCAGGGCCAUACGCUGGAGCACUGAUGCCUGUUCAGUCAAGACCCAUGUCAGCCUACUCCUCUGGUGUGACAGUGCCAGGGAUGCCUAUGCAUGGUAUGCAGAUAAUGCCCCAGCAAAUGACCGGGUCAAUGCCUGCCAUGCCAGGGUCUAUGCACUCCAUGUCGGGUAUGCCACAGCAGAUGCCCGUGUCCAUGCCAGCUUUACAACAGCCACCACAACAGGUACCAAAAGCAUACUCUACCAAUUACACAGUGCCCAUGGAGCUGAUGAAGAGGGACAGGAACUUAUUGCCAUUGUCACCCAUGCACAGCCCUCACCCCAGUCCUCAGAUGAUGCGUAAGGGUGGAGGGCCAGUACCGGAAAAUGCCCUCGUACCCGUGGGUGCACCUGGCCAAGGUCAAGGUGCCCUUGCUGCUAACCAGAAGCUAAGUCGACGCACAGGUCCACCAGUCAUCGUGUCCACCAUGGCGUCUCCAGAUACAAGUAUUCGGCCCCAGAUUAUGAAUGGGCCUAUGCACCCGCGCCCCCUGGUGGCGCUGCUGGAUGGGCGCGACUGCACUGUGGAGAUGCCCAUCCUCAAAGACCUGGCCACCGUGGCUUUCUGUGACGCCCAGUCCACACAGGAGAUACAUGAAAAGGUGCUGAAUGAGGCAGUAGGGGCCAUGAUGUACCACACUAUCACCCUGACCAGAGAGGACCUGGAGAAGUUCAAGGCGCUGCGCAUCAUCAUCCGCAUCGGCAGCGGCUACGACAACAUCGACAUCAAGGCUGCCGGAGAUCUUGGCAUCGCCGUGUGUAAUAUUCCCUCAGCGGCUGUAGAGGAGACAGCAGACUCAACACUUUGUCACAUCCUCAACCUGUAUCGGCGAAACACCUGGCUGUACCAGGCUCUCCGGGAGGGCACGCGGGUCCAGAGUGUGGAGCAGAUCCGGGAGGUGGCGUCGGGGGCGGCCAGGAUCCGAGGAGAGACGCUUGGUCUCAUUGGAUUUGGUCGCUCAGGCCAGGCGGUGGCGAUGCGGGCCAAGGCGUUCGGCUUCAACGUGAUCUUCUACGACCCCUACCUCCAAGACGGCUUGGAGCGCUCGCUUGGCGUUCAGCGAGUCUACACGCUCCAGGACCUGCUCUACCAGAGCGACUGCGUCUCCCUUCACUGCAACCUGAACGAACACAACCACCACCUCAUCAACGACUUCACCAUCAAACAGAUGCGUCAAGGUGCUUUCCUGGUCAACUCGGCACGGGGAGGUCUGGUGGAUGAGAAAGCUUUGGCUCAGGCCCUGAAAGAAGGGAGGAUACGGGGAGCCGCCUUGGACGUCCAUGAGUCGGAGCCUUUCAGUUUUUCCCAAGGUCCCCUGAAAGACGCCCCCAACUUGAUCUGCACACCCCACACCGCCUGGUACAGCGAGCAGGCAUCACUGGAGAUGAGAGAGGCCGCCGCCACAGAAAUACGCAGAGCCAUCACUGGCCGUAUUCCUGACAGCCUCCGAAACUGCGUCAACAAAGAGUUCUUUGUUACCACGGCGCCCUGGGGAAUGAUGGAGCAGCAGCAGCAGCCUCAAGUUCACCCUGAGAUCAAUGGUGCCGCCUACAGAUUCCCUCCUGGUGUGGUGGGCGUCGCCCCCGGUGGGAUACCCGGACCUAUGGAGGGGUUGGUGCCUGGGGGAGUGCCCAUCGCCCACACCCUGCCCCCCGGUACCCAUCCGUCACAGGCCACCUCCCCCAACCAACCCUCCAAACAUGGCGACCCCAUGAGAGAGCACAUGACUGAGCCGUAGGACUGCUGCUGUGACCGAGCAGGGGGCUAAAACCGUUGUAAACAAACAAAAAAAAAAAAACAGAAACCCUACCAACUCAACCAUCCAACUGUACGCUUGACUUCAGCCAUCUGAACCUACCAGCAGACUGCCUGCCGGGCAACGUUUCACACGUUUUCUUUUUGUAUGAAACCACUAAGCCCUGAGUGAGGACAGUGGAUGAGCUGCCACACUGAGAUGGGACUGACCGUCAAACUCAUGCGACGAUGAUCUGAAACCUUUUCCUCCCCCCCUAUCUGUUUUUGUUCUUCAUUGAUUUACGUGAUAUUUUAGUUUUUAUCUUUAUUUUUGAAUAUAUUUCAGGGGGGAUUCCUCCUGACUUCUGGGACACGUUGACAUUUCCACGUGCAGGAUGGAACUCCGACCCGUCCUCUCUGCUUUAACGUAAGAGCUUGAAGGGACAGUGACUUCGUAAAUGAUCCGUCAAGCCUCAUUUCCUCCUCUUCCUCGUCAGCUCCACCCAUUGCAGCGCAAACAUGUCUCGUGUUAUUUUGUUUUGUUUUUUACUUUUCCUCUGUUUAGCUUAUAUUCUGUGUUUCUGUUGCAAGUGAAUAUCUGUUUUCUGUUCUUCAGUGUGUGAAAAUGAAUGGAUUCACAGUUUUGUUUAGCAGACAAGAAAAGUCAGCUGAUGACAACAGCAGUAUCUGCCGUCUCCAUCAGAAAUCUGGACUCCAUCUUUACUCUUUUCUUAUCGUCGUGGCUGGUGGCCCAUGAAUGUAGAGACAAGAUGCGGGGCAGUAGUUCCAUGAAGAAUGUUUCGGCUUAUGAGGCAAAAUUACCCUUUCUAACCAAAAAAAAUAUAUUAAAAAAAGGAGGAUAAAACAGACUGCCAUUCGUGGUUAGAUAUUGUAUGUUGAGUGUGUCACAUCAAUUAAAUAUUGCUGUUGUAACUUUUCCAACUUUGCUGAACUGAGGUACCUACAAUAUUUGGUUAUUGUCAUGAACAGCAUCCCAAAUAUGACUUGUUUGCAUCCAAAGGACCUACAGUAUGUUGCAGCACCAGCUAGCGAAGUAGGAAAUUACAGAAACAGUAAAUCUCUUACUGACUCAGGAAAAAAAAAGAUCAACAUUCAAAUAUGUCCAAAUCUGACCAGAGAAGAAAAAAAAGACUGGAUUAUUGCUUUUCACGUCUCCACCUCUUUCUCCAUUGUGGUAUAUUUUUUUUAUAUAUAUAUAUCAAAUGUACGUUUUUUGAUGUUCAAGGUUUUCAGUCCUGUUAGAUUUGUAUUGCCUUGUUAAAUGUUCUUAUAAUCAUAGUCUUAUGUGAACGACCCCGCCCUCUCCUCCUUAUAGUUUCUUCUUCUUUGUUUUUCUGCUCUAAUGAAAGCCAGCUGUGGCUCUCGGGGGCAUCAUGCCCUCUGUGGACAGCAGCAGCCACAUCCAUCCCUUUUAGCCCCAUGAUGUUAGCAAGAGACGGCUGCUAGCAGACUGUUUGGUUUUUAGUGUGAGUAUUUGUAUUUGUUUCUUGUACAAGGUGAACAUAUAGCAUACAGUGCAGCUGGAAACAAUAAAUAAAACUUACUGUUCUGAUUGA